AGGAAUCCUUAAUAAUAAUCACUGUUUCUAUUUAAUAAACAAUCUUUAGAUUUUUAAAAAAAGCUGUCACUCUGUAGUGAUUUAAUGUUUCCGGGGCAAUGAGAGUGGCAGCUGCAGCAGAGGGAAAUAUUAGAGGCAUUUUCCAGAUUCUAAAACAGGGCUGGGAGCUGGUAUGGAUCCUGUCUAGAGAAUCGGUUUGAAUAGGCUAAAGCCUCUAUUAUCUUUGGAAAGAGGAUGAAAAACCCGUUAUGCCUAACUAUGAGAAAUCAAAACCCCAAAUUAUCCUUAGCUGCUAAUUUUGAUCAGAGUCUUAUCUUAAAAGAAUGUCAAAACAUACUUGGAAGACCUCCAGGGCCCUUCAAGAAGGGAGACUUCCCAGCUGUUGCUUUCCUGGUGAACCAGCACAUCGAGACCGUGUGGCCCUUGCUGCAGAGGUUUAUUCAGAGAUAGCUGCUUCCUUCAGUGUGACAUGUUUAAAAGUGCAAUGCCAAAUUUCCAAAUACCAUUUAGCCCAGCAGAAAGUAAUCCAGGCUGUGCAGGCUUAAACCUGAAGCAUGCUGGAGUUGUUAGAGUAGCUAUGUAAGAAGCUCUGUGGUGUGUUAGUCAAGGUGCCAAGCCCCAUAAUGGGCUCUUUCAUCACUUUUUUUUUUUUUCCCCCCAUUGUUUCACAGACUGAGGAGAAAGGGGACAAACAAUAGGAAAACUUGAAAUUAUACAUUUAACAGACUUUCAGAAUAAACCCAAUAUGCACAUUUCUGGUAACAUUCAGGUAGUACAUUUUUAGCUGCUAAGGCAACUGCCUGUAAUUUGUAGCUGCUGAAGAGGUGCAGUAGAGCCAUAUAAUUUCACUGCCUGCUCUGUGGAAAGUAGAAAAUACCUGUAGAGGGACAAGUGCUUCAGACACUUAAAAUCAGAUAUUGCCAUUGUGCUGAUUUAAAUCGGAGCUAUUUCCCAAGUGUAAGUGUAAAAGCUUUGUGGAACUGCAGUUCAGUAAAUCUGUAAUUUUAAUCUUGCCAAGCUAGUCCCAGAAGAACAAAAGAUUGGGCUUGUUAUAAAUAAACAAGCAUAAUGAAGCAAUACUGACUGUGAGAAAGCAGCACUGACAGUUGAAGCUUUUAGCUUUCUGUGCUUGGGAGAGGACAAAAGUCUUCCCUGUUCUCUGUGGUUUCUAACUGUUUAAUAAUCUACUUAAACUGACUUUAUAGAAUUGUCACUGAUUUUUCUUCUAACAGGAUGAGAAAUGAGAGUGGAGUUGCCAUCCGUUUUCACUAGUCUUUGUCCCAGAUGACAGCCACAUCCACUUCUAAAACAAGUUAGAGGUUUACAUUAACCUGAGUAAUGCCAUGCUGCUUCUGAGCAACCAUAUCCUGUAGGUUCUCCUUAAGGGUAACCUGUGUGACUUAUCUGCCCCUGAGGAAUUCUUGGUCAUGGGAGUAUGUGUCUUAAAUCCAAGAAUCACAUGUGCUCUUUACCUCCAAUCCCUGAAUUGGCUUCCAGUGCAGUGACAGUGUAACAUUGAGGCAGAUGUUUUAAUUACUCUGCUGCUGGGAGGGUCUGUAGGGAGAACCUACGCUUGUGAGAGCUCCACAGUGCUAUUUGCAGUUGCUUAGUUUUCUUUCUGUUGUAGAAAUAAUUAUUAAUGCCUUUUUGUUCUUGUUCAGAAGGCUUGCUUGCCCUCUCGUGUCCACCCCUUCCCUCCCCAGAAUAAUUCAAACUUUCUAAAACAUGAACGUUUCACUCAAAAUUUGGCAAAGCGUACACAAGAUUAAUUGUAAGUAGCCCUUGCUAAAGGGCUAAAUGAACUUUUUUCACAAAGUGAUUACACUUCAGUGCUAAUUUUUCUUCCACAAUUGAAUUAAAAGGAAUAAUCUUGUUCUUGUCAACAUGGAAUAUUAGCUUGCAUUAUCAUCAGUGAUAGGUCUUAGAUAAUAUGUAAAUUAAAGGAGAAGGAAGACUAGCUUUCAGUAUUCUUCUAGGAAACCUGCAGGAAAGCUUUCAAGUCUUAACUUGUUUACUGUGUUGGAUUAGGAAUGUGAGUCUUCCUUGAGGAUGCUUAAAUUCUUGGAUCCAUUGCUGUUCAUUCUUCCCUUUUUCUUUGUCUGUUUCACUUCCUUUAAGGCCAUUCUCAUUCUUCUACAUUUCCUUGUAUUUAAUUCACUAUAUUCAAUGACCAGAUCACUUGAUCUAGAUUAAUUUUGGUGAGAAUGCAGCCACAUAAAAACCAGGCAGCGUCUUCUCUGCUGCAAGCUGGUUUAUGCUGCACCUAUUCAGAGUGGCUGCCAUUUUAUACUUGUCUUUUUUCCUCACUGUUUUUACAGGUGACAUCUAAAGUCAUUGAAAUGAGAAGGCUAAAGAAAUGUUACUGCUUGCUCCUUCCGCCACUCCUGCCCUAGUUUUACUUAGAGUUUGAAAGCUUUUAUAGAACACGCUUUUUUUUUUAAAAAAAAAAAAAAAGUCACUUUUAACUGUUUGAAAUGAUUAAAAAGUGUUUAAAGGACAGCAGUUAACAGGUGAAUCUGGGAAGGUUUCAUACCUGGAAUUAUCUUGGAUGUUCUUUUAACUGAAUACAUUUCAAAUAGGUAACUUUCAGGUGGAUGGUUUGAAAGUUUGCUUGCAAAGUUGCACUUAAACACACUUCAAGAACAUGUAGAAUUCCAUUCUGUUGUAAAAUGUUGCAGUUCAUCUAUAUGCUUUUUUUGUGAAACUCAACUUUUAUCUCCAGACUAGGUGAGUGAGUCAGAGGUGGUAGAAUAUGGCUGGCCAAAUAUCGGAAUCUGAUCAGAUCAAGCAGUUCAAGGAGUUUCUUGGAACAUACAAUAAACUCACAGAAAACUGCUUCCUGGAUUGCAUAAAGGAUUUCACUAGCAGAGAGGUUAAACCAGAAGAGCUAUCAGUGGAGGUUCUUGUGCCUCAACUUCUGAUGGGUGGUAUCUUUAUGGACAUGGAAGUUGCCCACUUACAGCGUGCAUCUCGCUCUUUGAAGCUUCUGUUUUGUUGUGCUAAACAAAGCUGUCUCAGUUUCCCGAGCAGAUUCCUUGUUUCCCUGGUCUUCUCUGCAUCUGCUUUAGUGGAAUUUUUAUUGACUACAGGUGGUCAGAAUUAUUCUGGGUAAGGCCUUGUUACUGUCUUUUACCAACCCAUUUUGAAUUGCAUGAAUGAUACAAGGAAUGUCAGUUAACAGAACUGACAGAAGUGUUUGUGGCACAACUUCUUUACCUCUCUGGGAUAUGUGAUUUCCAGUAGACGAUUAUACUUCUUUCUUCUGCUGCCCAAAGUGUCUCUAGAACUUCUUUAAAACUAACAGUUCAUAUAGUCUUGCAUUAAAGACCUGGGAUCCAAAACCAAAGACUGCUCAUUGGAGGGAAUUAAAUUUAAAAUUAUUUAGAUACAAAAAAUAUUCUUAGAUUCUGAUCUGCCUUUUUUUUUCACUUCUGUGAUCUACAAAGGGGCCAUGUCUGGCAGUACAGAAGCCAUCUGCUAACACUAGAGGCUCAGAAGAAACUUUCUUGUGGGAAGUUUUGCCCAUGAUUCUCCAUUACGGGGUUACUCGCAGAGCCUCUGGCUCUGUUCCCUGCUGGAAACAGGACACAGGUGCAGAUGGGACCACUGGUCUGAUCUGGAAUAGAAAUUCCUAUGUUCCUACUCAAAGUUGUAACUUCCUAUUAAAUAAUUAAUACCUCCGUGAAUCUCCUUUGAGAUUCUACAUUUGAAAAAACAGCU
This is a messenger RNA of Tyto alba (common barn owl), 3720 nucleotides long. RefSeq names its product translocase of inner mitochondrial membrane 9 (gene TIMM9). The transcript is spliced from 4 exons. The coding region runs from base 2753 to 3112 and encodes 119 amino acids. The record is from RefSeq and is a predicted model, not a curated record. Lineage: Eukaryota; Metazoa; Chordata; Aves; Strigiformes; Tytonidae.